Molecule: messenger RNA, 3642 nt
Organism: Haliotis rufescens (red abalone)
Lineage: Eukaryota; Metazoa; Mollusca; Gastropoda; Lepetellida; Haliotidae
Product: zinc finger protein 567-like
Exons: 8
Coding region: 96-3026 (976 amino acids)
Molecular function (GO): protein binding
Source: RefSeq, a predicted model, not a curated record
UGUCGCUCAAACGAUGGAAAUGUGCCGCCAUCGUGUGAAACUAUCCAGCUAAGACAAUUCUUAGUUUGAGAUAUUGCAAAAAAGCAGAAGUUGAGAUGGAAACGUUGCAAGACGCUGAUCACGAGAGCACUUUACGACAGCGGUUUGAGGACCUUCGGAACUACCAGUCCCUAUGUGAUGUGACGCUGGUCAGCAAUGAUGGGCACAAGUUUGAGGCGCAUUAUCUCUACUUGGCCGUCAACUCUGCAUAUUUCCAUCAAGAGUUGUCUCUCUUUAGAAAGGGUUCUAUGCUGCCUUCAACUGUCUUUAUAAAUAUUGAUGUGCCCUCCAGUAUUUUGGGUGUUCUUUUAGAUUAUGUGUACACUGGAGAACUUGCUGUCACAAAAGAAACUAUACAAGAAAUUGAAAACAUUGCUGUGAAACUUAAAUUUGAAGAUGCUCAAAGUUUACUCUCUAAAUCAAAGUACUAUUCCUCUGUAAGAAAAAGCUGUUCAGAAGAAAUAGGAGUUUUACCUAAAACUCUUUUAAAGGGUGUGUUUACUCCAUCUAUGGAUACUGCAUGGGAUGCCAAAGACAGUGAAGAACAGUAUGAUCAAGACUCAAAUACAACUGAUGAAGAAGUGUUACAAGACGCCUAUCAGGACUUGGAUGCAGGGCCAGGAUCUGUGAAGAAAAGGAAAUCAUCACCUGUCAAAUCUACACCAAAAAAGAAUGUUUUUAAGUCUGAAAAAUGUUUUGAACUUAUAGAAGACAUUCCAAUAGAGACAAUGAGCGGAAGAAAGAAAAGAACAACAAGCAGGACUGCAAAAGACAAAUCAGUUGCUGCUGCAGAACUCCCAAAACGUAAAUCUGCCCGAGGUUCCAAUGCUGGUGGAUCUUCUUUGUUCAACUCUGAUGUGAGUAAAGGUUCAGGUGCAAGAAGAUCUGUGAGGAAUUUGUCAAAGGUUGAGCAGAAGUCUAGCACAUCUGGACAGACUGGCAGCCCCAAGAGGACAAGACCAGUCCGACAAAAGAUGGCUAUAGAACCAGGCAAGAGACAGUCUUCCAGGUUACAACAGACUUCAUGGAGUAGACUGAGCUAUGCCAGCACUCCAGAAGUAUCUGAUGAAGAACUAGAGGGUGAAGAAGGGAAUUACGAUUUUAUUGAUGAUGAUGAAACCCUCCCUGAACAAACCACUGACUCCUUCAAUGAGCAUGCAUCUUUAGAAGACUUUUCUGAGUGUGAGGGGCAGGAUGCCAUUGUUAAAAAAGACUCCUAUAAACAGGCCUUUUCUGGUACAGAUCAUAAGGCUGUGGAACUGCCAUCAAAGAAAUCAAGAGCCAAGUCCAAAUCUAAAGACUCUAAGAAUGUUAGUUUAAAAAGUAAACGGCCAAAUCGAACAAAGCGCCCCCCAAAGAGAUAUGAUCCAUCUGAUUCUAGUCCAAAGAGAAGAAAAAAUAAGGUUUCUUCAAAGCAGCUGGAACUGUCCUUUCAACCAUUAUCCAAAAAAAUCUCCCUGAGGUACCUGACAAGCCGUUGUACCCGGUGGGCAUUCGAGGCUUCCUCCUCCAUGUGUCACCAUGACUACGACAAGAAGACUUGGCAGUGCUGCCGCUGCCCAGAGAGCUUCUCCAUGUACAGUCGAUGGAGACUGCAUUACAGAUCUGUCCAUUUAGCGUUUAUGCUUUUGAGGCUGAAGAAGAUUAGAAACAUGAGCAUAUUGAAACUGAAAAGGCCACCAAAGAAGAGGAAUAGGUUGUCUCGGGGCAGUGUUGUAAUGAUGAACUCGGGCAAGGUUCGGAAGAUGCCGGGGCCGAAGUGUACACUGUCGAGGGCUGCCAUGGUCAAGUGUAUAGAGUGUGGUGUAAUGCUGGCCUCUCGGGCCUCCCUCAAGAACCAUCUGCUGCAGUAUCACAACUUGACACGACAACAGGUAGAACGCCACAAGUCUCUGCUGGUGUGCUGUGAGGUAACAGGAUGUGCUUUUGCCAACAUUGACAUUCAGAAGGUGGAGCGCCAUGUUCGUGAGAGCCACCCGGAGGUGCGCCAUCCCUGUCCUGAGUGUCAGCGGUCCUUUGUCCGCCGAGACCUCCUCAAUCAACAUGUUCUACGGAUCCAUCAGAACCAGACCAAGUUUAUGUGUUCCAGGUGUGGUGAACGCUUCAAGAAGUCCUGUGAUCAGAAGAUCCACGAACAACAGGUCCAUGGAGUCGAUCACAACUUUGUGGUGUACAGCUGUAAUGUGGAGGGUUGUGACUACCAGACAAUCACUGCCCGAUACCUGGACGCUCACAAGAAGGCCAAACACUUUGACAACAGAAUACAAUGCUCCUACUGUCCCACAAAAGUCAAAACCAAACUAGCGCUACAAAUGCAUGUCAAUGCCCUGCACCUGAACAAACGUCCGUACCUGUGUGAGAUCUGUGGCUCGGGGUUCUGUGACCCGUGGACUCUGCAGCGACACAUUGCAUUCCGCCACAGCACGACACGGGAAUACUCAUGUGACCACUGCCAGUAUGCUUGCAACAACAGGAUCCAGUUCAUGAAUCACACCUUCCAGCAACACGGCGUGAAGGCUGAGUUUGAUAAACGUCAGGAGCAGACUUGCCCCGUCUGCAGCUACAGAGCCCUGUCAGCCAGCAGGAUGAAGGCCCACAUUCGCCAUAUUCACGCCGACCCACACAAGUACACCUGUGAAAUAUGUGGCAAGGGCUUCAAGAACCGCCACUAUCUCCGCGACCACCAAGUGAUCCACUCCGACUCCACCUACCAAUGUCCGCACUGCGACUACAGCCCCUGGACCAGCGGCAAGCUCAAGAAGCAUAUCCGUACACAGCAUAUAUUCAAGGACGUCAAGCCGUACAGCUGCCCGUAUUGCUCCUAUGCUUGUGCCUUAAGUGGAAACUGUCGGAAGCAUGUAGUACACAAGCACCCAGGGUUUGAUGUUAAGUACAAUACUGACAAGGACAUGCUAGCGUACAUGAGGAAAGUGGAGUCCGAGCUGCAUACAGGCAAAAUUAAAGCAACAACAGCGAAGAAGGCCUAGUGUCAAGUCAGACUCUCAGAGACUUAAGAGCAGUAGGGUAGCCUUGUGAUUAGUCCAUUGGCUUGUCAGGCUAAAGACCCAUGUUCAAUUCCCACAUUGGUACAGCGUGUGAAGCCCAUGUCUUGUCUUCCAUAAUAAGGCUGGAAUAUGGCUAAAUACAGUGUCAACCAAUACUCACUCAGUGACUGAAAUGGUAAUUUGGCUGUUCAGUUGACAGCAGUUACCAUGGCUACAACACCUUACUUCAAGUUACAGUCAGAUCAUCAGUUCAGUCUGGUGUUAGCUUAUAUCUCUUCUAUCAACAGCUUCCAAGAUCAUUCACACCACUAAUAUGGAUGUCUAGUUCCAGACUGGCACUGAAGCAGACUUUUCUCAUUUGUAAUAUAGUUAGAACCUGAACCUAUAGGAUGUCCUCCUCCAGGGGAUGUUGCAGCAGAAGUAGUUCAGUUCAUGCAGACUGUCAUACGGAAAGGAAACGUUUGAUGAACUGGUUGAAGAACCACGUGAGCACCUGCUUUGCACUGCAGCAGAAUGAGGAGGAAGACAAGAGAAAAGAGUUCAUGUUAAAGACAAGAGGUAUCUUUUAGAGCUUGGAUAGGUAACUCUGGUACUCCGG